This is a messenger RNA of Knipowitschia caucasica, 2004 nucleotides long. Lineage: Eukaryota; Metazoa; Chordata; Actinopteri; Gobiiformes; Gobiidae. The record is from the annotation of a GenBank genome assembly.
AUGGGCUCUCGUCUCACAGCCUCUCCCUGGAUGGAUGUCCGUAAGACGCCCAGCAAGAUUGACCUGUACGACGUCCGUAGGAGACCCUGGUACAUCCAGGGAGCCGCCUCACCCAAAGACAUGCUCAUCCUGGUGGACGCGAGUGGCAGCGUUUCUGGGCUGACACUCAAGCUCAUCCGGACGUCGGUCAGCGAAAUGCUCGAGACUCUUUCGGAUGAUGAUUACGUCAAUGUGGUUUACUUCAACACGCGUGUGAAGAAGACGGCGUGUUUCGACCACCUGGUGCAGGCCAACGUCCGCAACAAGAAGCUUCUGAAGGACGCGGUGCAGAACAUCUCAGCCAAGGGCAUCACCAACUAUACCAAAGGCUUUGAGUUCGCCUUCCAGCAGCUCUCCAUCACCAAUGUGACCCGAGCAAACUGCAACAAGAUCAUCAUGCUGUUCACGGACGGAGGAGAGGAGCGAGCCCAGGCCAUUCUGCAGAGGUACAACGCAGACAAGAAGGUGCGAAUAUUCACAUUUUCAGUGGGACAACACAACUAUGACAAGAGACCCAUUCAGUGGAUGGCCUGCUCCAACAAAGGAUACUUUUAUGAGAUCCCGUCCAUUGGAGCCAUCAGGAUAAACACACAGGAGUACUUGGAUGUCCUGGGCCGACCCAUGGUGAUGGCAGAUAAACAGGCCAAACAAGUGCAGUGGACCAAUGUCUACCUGGAUGCUCUGGAGCUGGGUUUGGUCAUCACUGGGACACUCCCUGUUUUCAACAAAACCAAAACCAAAGAUGACAGGAACGGAGAGCAUCAGAACCAGCUGAUCCUGGGCGUGAUGGGCAUCGACGUGUCUUUGACCGACAUCAAGAAGCUCACACCGCGCUUCACUAUUGGGCCAAAUGGAUAUUACUUUGCCAUUGAUCCCAACGGCUACGUCCUGCUCCACCCCAACCUCCAGCCAAAGAAAAGGAUCCGGAACAGACGUCUCAGAGUCAAUGAAAAGUUUGCCUCGACGUUCCACGAGGAGCCGGUCACGCUGGACUUUUUGGACGCAGAGCUGGAGAAUGACAUCAAAGUGGAGAUCAGAAAGACCAUGAUUGACGGAGAGACCGGAGAGCGCACCAUCAACACCCUGGUCAAGAGCCAGGAUGAGAGAUACAUAGACCGAGGAGUGCGUACUUACACUUGGGCACCAGUCAACGGCACUGAUUACAGCUUGGCCCUGGUGCUUCCCAAAUACAGCGAACACUUCCUACAGGCCAGAAUUGGAAACGACAUUCAACAGGCCAUGGUCAAAGAUAUCACCAAAAAAAUGAAGAAUAUGAGAACCCAGUUCAGCAGGCUCUCAAAAGCACCACCCUCUGGAAGUGGAAGACGCGGCCUCACACAGCACCAGCACUGGAUUGUGAAGAAUUUAGAGUUUCUUCGGCCUUACAUGAAAUCGAGGGAGACACAGUCAUCAUUCCAGCUCGAGAGUAACUCUCAGGACGACACAGACGAGGAAAUUGGUUUGUCGUCAUCCGACGAUGAGAGCACUCGGACAUGUGCAAGCCCCACCCCCUCGAGCAGCAGCUUCAAUGUAGAAGUCCGGUCAGGAACCAGCACACCGACCUGCUCGGUAUCGAGCAAGGAGUUCGACCCCCCUAAACCACCGGCUACUAAAAAGAGGAGGGUGAAUCCAGGGCCAACUGAGAGAGCAGCCGACCGCCUAAAUAGGGAAAAAAUGACUGUGCUAAAUAGCAUUGCAGAGAGCAUCGCGAAGCCUCUUUCCCUACCAGACAUGGAAGAGGAGAGAAUGGAUGAGGAUGAUGUUUUUGGCCAGUAUGUCGCCAGUCGACUCCGAAAGAUAAAAGACCAAAGGACAAAAACUAGGCUGAUUGCAGUUCUAAACAAUGCCAUUUCUGAAGCUGAGCUGUCCAUCUUAGACGCUAUGAUGCCUAACUUUACAAAUCAAUCACCCCAACAGCCAGCUCACUAUCAGGCUGGGGGAUACGUGCACUUUUUAAAUUCAUAA